GUGUAUACUGUUGAGUUGGGGGAGCUGGGUGGGGGUGACCAAAUCCAAAAUCCUUCUCCUCUCCCCAAGUCCCAAAGUCUCUCCAAAGCUGGUUUUGGGUUGGCCUUGGAUUUGGGGUGAAAAGCCUAGAGAGAGAGAGACCGAGCCAAGCUUCCUCUCCUCCAAACACCACUUUAUUCUCUCUUCAAAUUCUAUACUUUGCUCUGUAACCCCAACGAGGUUUCUUUUUGUUGACAGACAGCCAAAACUCUUUCCCUCUCUAUUUUCUCCUACAUUCUCUUGUUCUAUUAGAAGAAUCUCAUAGUCUUACUUCUACUAAUUCAGGGCUCUGCCCCCACUCCCUCUCUUCAUUUCCCUUUCAAAUUCCUCUGUUUCUUUUCCUCUGUUUUCUCUCGACUUAAUCCUGAAAAUAGGAAGUAAAACGAAAACUCUUCUCAGUGUUUUUAUGUUUUAUCUAAACGUUUGGAAACCCAGAAGAUAAAAUGCCGAGAAACUGGGAUUUUGUUUGUUCCAUCAGUUGUUUCCUUCUUUCCAUUACCUGAGGAAACAGAAUGUCUUGCCUGCCGAUUCAUUCGGUUAUACUCCUGCAACUCAGUUAGUUUUCUCCCGUUGUUUUGGGAUUAAAUCGGUUUUUUUUCUCUUAUAUUUUAAUUCAUUCUAGAGGGGGGGAAAAAUACAGGUUUCUGAGGCGUUACGCUUUCAUUUCUGAGAUUUGAUUUUUCUAUGGUCUUGGUUCAUUUUUCCCCGUGAAAUUUCUUUGUACAGUUGAAGUACGAAUUAUAAUGAGCUUCUGUAAAUCUUGAUAGCCGUAUGAAGUUUGUGCGACAAUGAGAGAUGGGAGUUCGAAGAAAAGCAAGCUUUCAUGGCCCAGGACAUUGGUCAAGAAGUGGUUCAACAUCAGGAGCAAAGCUGAGGACUUCCACGCAGACGAUGUCCUUUAUGAAGGUGGUGAGGAAGAGUGGAGGAACAACUGUUCAGAGAGGGAGGCAUGCACAAUCAAGAAAAGCAAAAUAGAGAGAUCGAACAAAAGGAACUCUGAUCGUGUUCGGCGAGGUAAGAUCGAUAUAGAUGCCUCGCAAGCUACAGAUGUGCAUAAUUACAGCCUUUUUGUAGCUACGUGGAAUGUGGCUGGAAAAUGCCCUCCGAGUAAUUUGAGUCUUGAAGAUUGGCUUCAUACCUCUCCUCCUGCUGACAUUUACGUUCUUGGGUUUCAAGAAAUUGUUCCUCUGAAUGCUGGCAAUGUUUUAGGCACAGAAGAUAAUGGGCCUGCCAGAAAAUGGCUAGCCCUUAUCAGGAAAACGUUGAACAAUCUUCCAGGCACUAGUGGUGGAUGCCACACGCCUUCACCAAUCCCUGAUCCGGUUGUUGAAUUAGAUGCAGACUUUGAAGGAUCAACAAGGCAGAAGGCUUCGUCAUUUUUCCAUCGGCGAUCAUUCCAAUCCUUGAGUCGGAGCAUGAGAUUGGACCAGGACAUGUCAAUGUCACACCCCCGACUUGAUCGGCGGUAUAGCAUUUGUGACCGGGUCAUUUUUGGGAACAGGCCAAGUGACUGUGACCUGAAUUUCAGAUAUGGCUCCUCUGAUGAUGAGAAUGGACUGGGGGAUUCACCAGUGGCAACACAUUAUUCACCAGUGUCCUACAGUGGACUUUUGUCCGUGGAGGAUAGGGACAGACAGCGAGGCCACUCAAGGUAUUGUUUGGUUGCCAGUAAGCAAAUGGUUGGGAUAUUUCUAACAAUUUGGAUAAAGAGUGAUCUCAGAGAUGAUGUUCGCAACAUGAAAGUGUCUUGUGUGGGAAGAGGACUGAUGGGUUAUCUUGGAAACAAGGGUUCCAUUUCUAUUAGCAUGUCUUUGCACCAAACAAGCUUUUGCUUCGUAUGUAGCCAUUUGACCUCUGGACAGAAGGAUGGUGAUGAGUUAAGGAGAAACUCUGAUGUCAUGGAGAUACUUCGGAAGACAAGGUUUCCAAGGGUCCGUCGCAUGAGUGAUGCGGGUUCUCCUCAAACAAUUCUAGAACAUGAUCGAAUUAUCUGGCUGGGGGAUUUGAACUAUCGUAUUGCUCUAUCUUACCGUUCUGCAAAGGCUCUUGUUGAGAUGCACAAUUGGAGGGCAUUGCUAGAAAAUGACCAGCUGUGUAUAGAGCAGAGACGGGGCCACGUCUUUGAGGGAUGGAAUGAAGGAAAAAUUUACUUCCCUCCUACAUACAAGUAUUCGACUAAUUCUGAUAGAUAUGCGGGGGAUGAUAGGCACCCAAAGGAGAAGCGAAGAACUCCUGCAUGGUGUGAUCGUAUAUUAUGGUAUGGCAGAGGCCUCCAUCAAUUAUCAUAUGUUCGAGGGGAGUCAAGGUUCUCUGAUCACAGGCCAGUUUAUGGCAUAUUCUUGGCGGAGGUUGAGUCUUUAAACCGUGGCCGUAUCAAGAAAAGCAUGAGUUGCUCCAAUGCCAGGAUUGAGGUAGAAGAGCUGUUGCCAUACAUGGAUGGAUACACUGAACUCAAUUUCUUUUGAGGGAUGUAGAUCUUAAUGAUUUGCAUUCCAUUAUGGUCAACUUGAAAUAAUGGAAGAAGGAUUGGUAGCUCUUCAAGGAUUACAACAAAUACGAAAUACUGGGAGCUAAACUCAAGUUUCUUCAAUAUUUAAACACCAGUUUGUCUCCCAAUUCAAUCAGUUUACAAUCUUGCUUUCAGGAGAGAUGAGAUCCAUGAAUGCUUUUCAUGGGCUAAACGGCACUCUCACUUUUUGCCAAAUAAAAGUCGUGAGCUGGGUGAACGCAACUCCUGCCUUUUUGGGAUAUGCACGUAUGACUCCCAUCUUGCAGGUCCAUCUAUUUGCCGCUAAGAACUCGGCCCCAAUGCUGAUAGAUAUUAGAGACAGCUCUGUUUUCCACAAUCCAAAAGAAGAACAUUGUGAAUCACAAUUCCUUUCAUUUCCUGAUGAACAAGGUCUUGAACUCCUGGAAUGCAACCAUUAUAUUGUUGGACCCUAUUUAUGAGGAAGAAGUGGCCUAAUCUAGAUUAAAGGAGUACCAACUGUGUCUGAUAUCUAAUUACCUUGCAAUUCUAAUUGUUUAAAGGGGAAAGAAAUAACAUGGGUUUAUUCCAAAGGAAAGAAUUAUGGAUGUGGUGGAUACUGGCUACAAGCCAAAAAAGAGCUGAGUGAUACGAUAAAGAAGCUUCUUUUUAUCUGUUGCUGCAGGUGAUUUUACUCAAAAUAAUACAAAAGUGAAUUUGUUUGGCUGUA
Molecule: messenger RNA, 3236 nt
Organism: Carya illinoinensis
Lineage: Eukaryota; Viridiplantae; Streptophyta; Magnoliopsida; Fagales; Juglandaceae
Product: type I inositol polyphosphate 5-phosphatase 4-like
Exons: 15
Coding region: 828-2504 (558 amino acids)
Biological process (GO): phosphatidylinositol dephosphorylation
Molecular function (GO): inositol-polyphosphate 5-phosphatase activity; phosphatidylinositol-3,4,5-trisphosphate 5-phosphatase activity; phosphatidylinositol-4,5-bisphosphate 5-phosphatase activity
Source: RefSeq, a predicted model, not a curated record